Diospyros lotus (date-plum) is the source of this 1305-nucleotide messenger RNA. RefSeq lists its product as uncharacterized. Lineage: Eukaryota; Viridiplantae; Streptophyta; Magnoliopsida; Ericales; Ebenaceae. The transcript has a single exon. Bases 1 to 1305 code for a protein of 434 amino acids. The record is from RefSeq and is a predicted model, not a curated record. Gene Ontology annotation, molecular function: protein dimerization activity.
AUGCGAGGGGAAUGGAACGGACUACAAGCAUUAUUUCUUAGAGAAUGUCCAUCUGCUUAUUAUGUUCAUUGCUUUGCUCAUCGACUACAAUUAGCUUUAGUUGCAGUAGCUAAGGAUGUACAUGAUGUGUGGCUAUUUUUUCAAUCAUUAAGUUCUAUUGUCAAUUUCAUUAGUGCUUCUGCUAAGCGCCAUUCUCAAUUAAAAUCAAUUCGAGAGAAUGAAAUUGAUAAUUUAAUAGCAGCAGGAGAAGUUCCAACUGGUACUGGGGCUAAUCAGGUUUGUACUUUGCAGCGUGCUGGAGCUACUCGUUGGAGUUCACAUUUUGCCUCUGUUAAAAGAUUUAUUGAGAUGUUUGGUUCUACUUGUACACUUUUUGAAAAUCUUAUUAAUGAGGGGUCGAACAAUAGUAUACGUGGAGAGGCUAAAGGUGCUUUGAAAGUUAUGAAAACAUUUGAUUUUGCAUUUAUCUUAUUGUUGAUGCAUGAAAUGUUAGAAAAAUCUGAUAUUUUGUGUCAAGCAUUGCAAAUGAAAGAUCAAGACAUUUUGAAUGCAAUGCAUUUUGUCUCAAGUACAAAGCUUCUUCUUCAAGAGAUGCGUGAUGAUCGGUGGGAAAGUUUUAUAUGGUAUGUGGUUGAAUUUUGUAGAAGUAAUGAUAUUGAUGUGCCUGAAUUAACUGAUCGUUAUAUGGAUGGUACAAGACGUUCUUGUCAACAGAAAAAUAAUAUUACAGUGGAAGACUACUAUCACUUUCAGAUAUUCAAUGCUGUAAUAGAUUUUCAGUUGAUGGAGUUGAAUAAUAGAUUUAUGGAGAAAACAACAGAACUUCUUAAGCUAUGCGAGGCUUUAAAUCCUACAGAUGGUUUCAAAUCAUUCUCUAUAGAUGCUAUUUGUGGUCUAGUCGAGGAAUUUUAUCCUUUGGAUUUUAAUAAAGAAGAGAUACCAGAUUUGAAAAGACAGUUGGAUCACUACAAGUUUGAUGUAAUUCGGAAUCCGCAAUUUCAGAAUCUUAAUUCUCUUCCUCAAUUAUGUCGGAUGUUGGUUGAAACGAAGAAAUCACAACAUUAUUUCUUGAUCGAUAGGUUAAUUCGUCUAGUGUUAACUCUUCCAGUUUCUAUAGCAACAACAGAACGAGCUUUUUCAGGGAUGAAACUAAUCAAAACAUCACUUCGCAACAAAAUGGAGAAUGAAUUUCUAGCAAACACCAUGAUUAUCUACAUUGAAAGAGAGAUUGCUUUUGGUAUUGAUACAAAGAUACUCAUUGACAAAUUUGAUCUUUUAGGGAAUCGCAGGUUGCGGCUUAAGUAA